Molecule: messenger RNA, 711 nt
Organism: Batrachochytrium dendrobatidis JAM81
Lineage: Eukaryota; Fungi; Chytridiomycota; Chytridiomycetes; Rhizophydiales
Exons: 3
Coding region: 42-608 (188 amino acids)
Biological process (GO): negative regulation of G2/MI transition of meiotic cell cycle; protein phosphorylation
Cellular component (GO): cytoplasm; nucleus
Molecular function (GO): ATP binding; protein tyrosine kinase activity
Source: RefSeq, a predicted model, not a curated record
UUGUCAGUUCAUGGAUUCAACACGGAUUUAUAUAUAUUCAGAUGGAACUAUGCGAGACUGGAGAUUUGGCGACUUAUUUGGACGAUUUUUGUAAAGAUGAGCCAAUGGAUGAACCUCGACUGUGGCGGAUACUAGCCGAUAUUGCUCGUGGACUGGCGCAUAUUCAUCGACAGGGUAUAGUUCAUUUGGAUCUUAAACCAGGAAAUAUAUUUAUAUCAGCAGAUGGCACAUUAAAGAUUGGCGAUUUUGGUAUGGCUGCGGUUGCACCCGUACCAAAGGGGGCUGAUCGGGAAGGGGACAGAUCGUAUCUUGCACCUGAAGUGCUGACUGAUUCCUCUGUUGGAUGUUCAGCAGAUAUAUUCAGUCUUGGGUUGAUUUUACUGGAAAUUGCUGCCAAUAUCAUUUUACCAGAGAAUGGUACGGUUUGGCAACACCUUCGAGAAGGUGAUUUUACUGAUAUACAAAUGGACCGAUCGCCACCCCUGACCGACUUUAUCAAAAGUAUGAUGCAUCCCAAUCCCAAUGUGAGACCAACGAUAGAAGAUGUACUCCAACAUCCAAUUCUGGCGUCAUUAAUUCGACCCAUACAAGACACGACACCCUCUUGAUACCUUGACCCUACAUUCUAUACAUCCUUUAAACCCAAAUUGACGUAUACUCUAUUUACAACUCCAUUCACGUAAAAUAAAACGUUUGUAUUUAUCUUGCUGU